UAUCAAUUAAACUCAGUUUUGCGACACUCUUUGUUGUCAUUGUAAAAGAAAAGAAGGGUCCGCAGGCAAAAGAGACCACUAAGCGGCCAGAACGACGGCCAAGCAAUGACUGCCCGCAAUCCCCAGACGCUGAUGGCACUGCCAAACGAGGAGAACUUUGACUUCUUGUUUAAGAUCGUCCUUAUAGGUGACUGCGGAACGGGGAAGACCUGCAUAGUAGACAGGUUCAAGACAGGGAACUACAUAGAACGCCAUGGGAAUACCAUCGGAGUGGACUUCUCCAUGAAGACUAUCGCCGUGGAGGGCAAGCAAAUCAAACUGCAAAUCUGGGACACAGCCGGUCAGGAAAGGUUUCGCACCAUUACUCAAAGCUAUUAUCGCUCGGCCAACGGGGUCUUAAUUGUUUACGAUAUCACCAAGCGGUCUUCCUUCUCCAACCUGCAAAAAUGGAUCGAGGAGGUGCGGAGAUAUACGGCUUCCAAUGUUUUGAUAAUCCUGGUGGGCAACAAGUGCGAUUUAGAGGAUCAACGCGAAGUGGACUUUGAGGAGGCGCGCCAAAUGUGUCAAUAUAUACCUGAGAUCCUUUUCGUGAUGGAAACUUCCGCCAAAGAGAAUAUGAACGUGGAGGACGCCUUUCGCUGCUUGGCCAACGAACUCAAGCGUCAACACGACGCAAACAAUGUGGAGGAAGUGCCGGAGAACACGAUCACCUUGGGCCAAGGAAAACCCUUGAAAAGCUGCAGCAGCUCUUGCAAUCUCACCUAGACCUUUGACUUUCAGACACCCCGCUUUCUAUUUGUGCUUUUAUUUUUGUGAUCAAAUUGUUCUUGUGGCUAUAUUUUAGUAUGCUAAUGUUUUAACCUAAUCCUAGACACUAACUUUUACACACAACCAUGUAUUUAUUUUAGACGAUAGAGUACAAACAAUCUCACACAUCAGCGAAUCGAGCCAACAAUGUCAAUUACAAGGCAAAAUGCUCAGAGAGAAAAAAUACGUCCACUUCUCUUUUUGUAAUUUGUAUUCAAUUUGAUACGCGACAGUGUCGAAAUAAACUCGUUUAUUUUGUAA
Messenger RNA from Drosophila ficusphila, 1068 nucleotides. It is a transcript of the gene Rab19, whose product is annotated as ras-related protein Rab-43. NCBI's taxonomy places the organism in Eukaryota, Metazoa, Arthropoda, Insecta, Diptera, Drosophilidae. Gene Ontology annotation, cellular component: trans-Golgi network. The record is from RefSeq and is a predicted model, not a curated record. Bases 106 to 765 code for a protein of 219 amino acids. Gene Ontology annotation, molecular function: GTP binding; GTPase activity. The transcript has 4 exons.